GAAUUAAUUAUGAUCUAAGAUAAUAAUGAUCAGAGAUUAACGAAUAACUUUUGAUUAGUUAAAUCCGUUUGAUCGAGUUGAGUGAGAAACAAUUGGAAUGUAUAAAUAUUGUUUCGGCAACAAUUAAAUGAGCAAUUGAAUCAAGUAAUCAUGUUAGUCUCAUUUAUUUUAUUAACUUUCCUCGUUAAUUUCCACCUCGAUGAAGCUUGUUUCAUCACUAAUUGUCCACCCGGAGGAAAAAGAUCUCAUGGUGCAAUUGACCAUAUGAGAGAAUGUCUUCGUUGUGGUCCAGGUAACAAAGGUCAUUGUGUCAAUUCAAAUGUUUGUUGUGGUUUAGACUUUGGGUGUUUAGUUAACAAUCAGUAUUCGGAUCCAUGUAGAGUUGAAAACUUCAUCCCGAUACCAUGUAAAGUCCCUGGUAAACUCCGUUCAUCAGGUCAAGGAGUCUGUGUUUCCAAUGGGAUCUGCUGUAGUUCAGGUGAUUAACAGUCAGUGUAACUUUUUACAAAUAUAAAAAAGCACCUGAAUGGUUGAUUGUUCAAAAAGAGAAUUAAGUUAAAUAGUAGUAAUCAUAAUUUACUAAUUGCAAUCAUCCCGACCCACAAGGAA
Panonychus citri (citrus red mite) is the source of this 609-nucleotide messenger RNA. Its product is annotated as conopressin/neurophysin-like. Gene Ontology annotation, cellular component: secretory granule; extracellular region. The record is from RefSeq and is a predicted model, not a curated record. Bases 151 to 486 code for a protein of 111 amino acids. Lineage: Eukaryota; Metazoa; Arthropoda; Arachnida; Trombidiformes; Tetranychidae. Gene Ontology annotation, molecular function: neurohypophyseal hormone activity. The transcript has 3 exons.